CGGUGUUUAUGAAUGUUUGCAGGGUAACACCUUCAGUUAGCUCCUGCGGGGUCAGCUGAGCGGGAGCUAACAUUAGCCUCGGUGUGUGCAGUUAAAGGCCGACACUCAGAGUCGGAAAGUUAAGCUCCGGCAGCCUUCACAAAGAGGGGGUGUGUGAGGUUCAGGAGCCAGGCAGCUAACAGCAGAUACGGGGUAACUCAAGGAGCAGCUAGCUGUCCGCUAUUUUAUCCGCAGUCAAAUGGCCCAGUGUUAGCUAGCCUGGCUUUGUCUGUCAUUAUGGGAGACCUGAACGCCAACACGAGGUGGCAGAGUACCGGCGACCCGCGGCUGGACAAGGCGGUGCACCAGUGGCUGACCUGGGACAAGAACGAGCGGACUCGGGCUCAGGUAGAGUGUCUGGUGGCGGCGCGGCGUCUGGACGAGCUGAGGCUGAGACUCUGCAGCAGGCUGAGCUUCGGCACGGCGGGACUCCGAGCGCCGAUGGGAGCCGGAUUUAACCGGAUCAACGACCUCACCGUCAUCCAGUCCACUCAGGGGUUAUACUCCUACCUGUGCAGGUGCUCUGCAGACUUCAGCAGCAGAGGAAUAGUUGUGGGCUUUGACACCCGAGGACAGGAGGAGAGCGGCUGCAGCAGUCACAGGUUGGCGAAGUUGACGGCUGCUGUGAUGCUCAGCAGAGACGUUCCCGUUCAUCUUUUCUCCACGUUCGUACCGACGCCGUACGUGCCGUACGCUGUGAAGAAGCUCGGUGCUGCAGCCGGAGUGAUGAUCACCGCCUCGCACAAUCCCAAAGAAGACAACGGUUACAAGGUGUACUGGUGUAACGGCGCUCAGAUCUCCUCUCCUCACGACGAGGAGAUCCUGCAGAGUAUCGAGGAGCAGCUGGAGCCCUGGAGCGCCUCCUGCUGGGCGGAGGAGCUGGUGGAGAGCUGCUCCCUGAGGACCGACCCCCUCCCCCACAUCGACCGCUGCUACAUGGACGAGCUCGCCUCCCUCUGCUUCCACAGGGAUCUGAACAGAAGCUGUCCCCUGAAGUUUGUCCACUCGUCGUUCCACGGCGUCGGACACGUCUUCGUCCAGCGUGCCUUCCACGCCUUCGGCUUCGCUCCGCCGAUCCCCGUCCCCGAGCAGAAAGACCCCGACCCCAAUUUCUCCUCCGUGCGUUGCCCCAACCCCGAGGAGGGAGAGUCGGUGCUGGAGCUUUCUCUUCUUCUGGCAGAGCGGGAAAACGCUCACAUCGUCCUGGCGACAGAUCCUGACGCCGACCGAUUGGCUGUCGCAGAGAAGUCUGACGGGUGCGGCUGGAAGGUGUUCACCGGUAACGAGCUAGCGGCUCUGUUGGGCUGGUGGAUGUUGUUGAACUGGAAGGAGGCUCAUCCAGACCCUGCAGACACGCAGGGGGUUUACAUGUUGGCCACCACAGUUUCCUCUAAGAUCCUUCAGGCCUUCGCUCGCGUCGAGGGCUUCCACUUUGAGGAAACUCUUCCUGGGUUCAAAUGGAUCGGGAACAGAAUACACGAACUCUCCAAAGCAGGAAGCAGCGUUUUAUUCGCCUUCGAGGAAUCCAUUGGUUUCAUGUGUGGCAGUUUGGUUCCUGAGAAAGACGGCGUGAGUUCGGCGGCGGUCGUGGCUGAAAUGGCUGCUUACCUGCACGAGCAGAACCUGAGUCUGCACCAACAGCUGCUCAACAUCUACCAGACGUACGGUCAUCACGUGUCCAAAACGUCGUACGUCGUCUGUAACGACCCCCCCACCAUCGAGAAGAUCUUCAGCCGGAUCAGAAACUUUGACGCCGAAGCUUCGUACCCGAAGAAGUGCGGCGGCGUCCGGAUCGUCCGCACCAGAGACGUUACCACGGGAUACGACAGCAGCCGGGACGACCUCAGAUCAGUACUUCCUGUGACGAGGAGCAGUCACAUGAUCACCUUCACUCUGCAGAACGGCGUCGUGGCAACGCUGAGAACCAGCGGCACCGAACCCAAAAUCAAAUACUACACUGAGUACUGCGCGGCGCCGGGGAAAAGCGAGGCGUGCGCUCUACAGGAGGAGCUCGAGAGGAUCACCGCCGCCCUGCUGGACGAGUUCCUGGAGCCCGAGAGGAACAACCUGAUUCACCGCUGCGUCUAGCUCCGCCCCCUGUUCCUCCUGUUGAUGAUGUCACAUCCUGUUGUGUUCCGCUGCUGCUUCUCUCUGUGGUGUCGAUAAAGUUCAGUUUGGACUAUUUUCAUACACAGUAAAUGAUACAAAGAUCUGAACUGUAACGACAGAGCACAAAUUAAAGUAAUGAAUUAACGAGUUUCUGCCAUCGUGACGAAGGUGAUUAAGCUUUCCGUUAACGAGAGAACUUUCUCGUUAUUAAUACAAACCAAAAUAUUCCGUUUUAGCAACAAACCUUUGUUACAACACAUUAAUUUAUUCUGUUAUAACAACAUAUUUAAGUUGGAACAAGUUUUUUUCGUAAAUGUACGACUUUCUAAUCUCGGACAAUGUUUCUUUCUCAAGUCGUCAACAGACUCUGAUUGGAUAGUUCUAUCCGCGAUCAAGUCAUCGGUCGACAGACAGAAAGUUCUUUUGCAACAAUUUUGAUAAUUCAUUGUUUGACUCAUAAAUUCUGUGUUUUGCAGCUUCUGAGAUGUAAAAACUUGCUGCUUUUCUUCUGUCGCAGUAAACUGAGACUCUUUGGUCUGUCCGUCGGACAAAACGACACAUUUAAAGACGUCAAUUCGCACGGAAUUAUUCACAAACGAUUGGUGGAUUUAUACUCGGAGAUGAAAGAUGUUCAUGUGACGGUUCUUGUUGUGUUAAAAGAUAAUUCAGUUAAAUCUGUUUCUCAGUCGACCCACCAAUAAAGUGUAAAACUGUAAAGUGUGUAUUUCUAUUU
Cottoperca gobio is the source of this 2881-nucleotide messenger RNA. It is a transcript of the gene pgm2l1, whose product is annotated as phosphoglucomutase 2-like 1. The transcript is spliced from 14 exons. Gene Ontology annotation, cellular component: nucleus. Bases 277 to 2127 code for a protein of 616 amino acids. Gene Ontology annotation, biological process: carbohydrate metabolic process. Gene Ontology annotation, molecular function: intramolecular phosphotransferase activity; glucose-1,6-bisphosphate synthase activity; magnesium ion binding. The record is from RefSeq and is a predicted model, not a curated record. NCBI's taxonomy places the organism in Eukaryota, Metazoa, Chordata, Actinopteri, Perciformes, Bovichtidae.